Molecule: messenger RNA, 6298 nt
Organism: Sphaeramia orbicularis (orbiculate cardinalfish)
Lineage: Eukaryota; Metazoa; Chordata; Actinopteri; Kurtiformes; Apogonidae
Gene: sall3a
Product: spalt-like transcription factor 3a
Exons: 4
Coding region: 1134-5138 (1334 amino acids)
Biological process (GO): regulation of transcription by RNA polymerase II
Cellular component (GO): nucleus
Molecular function (GO): RNA polymerase II cis-regulatory region sequence-specific DNA binding; DNA-binding transcription factor activity, RNA polymerase II-specific
Source: RefSeq, a predicted model, not a curated record
CUCUCACACACCGACUCCCCCCACACACACACGGAGCCGCGGCCGCCGACGCACCCACUCCAGACGCGGCUGCGACAGGACCACUUCCACUGCGGCCGCGAGCCACGACGAACCCGAAGCCGAGCCCGAGGCGAAGACGCGCGCACCGAGGUCCGAAUAGUUCCGGAAACCGCGGCGCGUGGAGGUGUUUGGAGAAGUGUCCAGAAAAGCACUUUUUGGAGCGCGCGCAGAGCCCAGGGCGCAGACGGAGCUACAGCACCGACAGCACGGACACGGAGCCCCGAAAGACCCCACACCGACCACCGGGACCGGGUUCUGUUGGGUCACAUUCAGGGUCGUGUUUUACUCUGAGGACUCCCGGUGGCACCGCAGCCGCGCGCGUCAAACUUUGGGACUCGGAUCUGCGCCUUAACGAGGAAAAAAACUAACAACAACAACAACGUGUUUACGGCUUUGGCCCAGAACUUUAUUCAAGCCGUCCGGGUCCCGGUACCAACGGGGGCUCCCAGAGGCGGACCCCUCCACCGAAAACACGCGCGUCCGCGUGAGAUGUGGAAAACUUUGGAUCUCCGACACAUUUGAGAGACAGUGAACACCGCAUCAUCCCAGAGCUUCAGAGGACAGAAGUUGGAGGCGCGGAUGUGAAGGUCUGAGGUGGACCCUAAAGGUCACAGAGGAAGAUGACGGACAGGAGGGGGGGGGGACCGUCCCUGUGAAGACCCCCCAGAGCUGAGCCGGAGCAGGAGGCGCGCGGAUCGGGUUGUUUGGAGGCGGAUGGUGAAGAGAACAGACACGGCUCCAGUGUGAGAGUGAAGCGGCUAAUUGCUUAGUCCGUCCCUCAUUUCCAUAUCCAAUGCGCGUCCGCUGGACUCCAGCCAAUCCUCCCCACCUUCACACGGUGCCAUUAAUCGCGAGGCAUUAUUCACUAUCAUAAUUAUUAUACCGACAUGCGCAAACCGACGCGCAGCCACAUCAGCGGCACCGGCUAAUUCUGCACAUCCGUCCUGCGCCUCCAGACUAUUUGUCAACUUUUGCCUGUUUGAUUCCGUCGCUUCUUCGCUGAUGCAUCUGCAAAACGCAGACGCAUCCCGGAGCGCAAACGCAGACGCAUCUCCAGCCCCGACGGCAGCACCAUGUCCCGACGCAAGCAAGCCAAGCCGCAGCACCUCAAGUCGGACGAGGAGCCCGCGAUAGCCGGGGUGAUCUCCGAGCACGCCCGAGGCGACGUGUUGGACGACGCAGACAGCGGCAACGAGAGUCGCAGCGGCAGCGAAGAAACCCACGUAUGUGAGAAAUGUUGCGCCGAGUUCUUCAAGUGGUCCGACUUCUGCGAACACUUAAAGAGCUGCACCAAGAACCCGCUGGUGCUCAUCGUCAACGAUAAUGAGGACACGCCGAACCCCCCCCAGGAGUACGCCGAAGAGCCCUCCCCCAUACCCAGCUGUCCGAGCGAGCAGGACGACAGCGAGGACCCCAGGGAGGGCAACCACAGUCCAGUCGGGGAGGGGGAGGACGUCCCCGAGACGGCAACCCUGAACGGGGUCAACGUCCUGGACAAGGAGGACGAGCAGAUGGAGCUGGAACUUUCACCGGAGAAAAACAUGGACCCCGAAGAAAGAGAAGCGCCGUCCCCCGAGCCCGACGCCGCCCUACCUCAGCUCAACGACGCGGUCCCGUCUGCCGUCGCCAGCUACGCCAUGCCCAGCACCAACGUCACCUUGGAGACGCUGCACGGCACUCGGGUAGCGGUGGCCCAGUUCUCCCAGAGCGUCAGGGCGGCGGGCAGCGGCGUUUCUACCAUGGCCAUCCCCAUGAUCCUGGACCAGCUGAUGGCCCUGCAGCAGCAGCAGAUCCACCAGCUGCAGCUCAUCGAGCAGAUCCGCAGUCAGGUGGCUCUGAUGAACAGACAGUCCGCCUCACAGCCCGCUCUCAACCACCACCACCACCACGGUGCCGUGGCUGGAACCCAGGGGCCCGCCUCCUCCUGCGUCCCCCCUGUCGCCACUCAGCUCCAGCUCCACAGCUUCAUCACCCCCCCUGUCCAUCAGCUGCCCGUUCGGCUGCCGGCCACCCUCAACGGCCAAGGCCCGUCACCUCUGACCUCAGCAAUAGAAGGGCCCCUCCCUCAAACACCACAGAGCAGCCAACAGUCCACCCCCUCCCUCCCCAUCACCUCCUCCAAUAAUUCAGUGUUUCCUCCCCCCUCUGGGACCGGCCUGUCGUCCCUCCUCCCCUCCUGCUCAUCUACAGCCACAAACAGCAGCAUUAGCACCAGUAACAGUGGAGCAGGAGGAGGAGGGGGGGGCAUCAGCAGCAGCGCAGCCCUUCCCAGGAACUCCACCACCCCCCCAUCCCUGAGCCACAGCAGCCUGCUGAGCUCCGCCUCCAGUCUACCGCUGAUACCUCACAGUUCGUCCAGCAGCGUUAUCUUCCCCAACCCGCUGGCCAGCAUCGCCGCCACCGCCAACGCUCUCGACCCGCUCUCUGCUUUAAUGAAGCAUCGCAAGGGGAAGCCCCCCAACGUGUCUGUGUUUGACACUAAGCCCAGCUCUGAGGACCCCUUUUUUAAGCAUAAGUGUCGGUUCUGUGCCAAGGUGUUUGGCAGCGACAGCGCCUUACAGAUCCACCUGCGUUCCCACACUGGAGAGAGGCCCUACAAAUGCAACAUAUGCGGAAACCGCUUCUCCACCAAAGGAAACCUGAAAGUCCACUUCCAGAGGCACAAAGAGAAGUACCCCCAUAUUCAGAUGAACCCGUACCCGGUGCCAGAGUACCUGGACAAUGUGCCCACGAGCUCAGGCAUCCCGUACGGCAUGUCUUUACCCCCAGAAAAACCCGUAACCACGUGGUUGGACAGCAAACCCGUCCUCCCCACCGUCUCCACUUCAGUGGGGCUCCAGCUGCCUCCCACUCUGCCGAGCAUGAUGGGAGGUUUCGGUGAGUCUCCGAGCCUCACCCCUCUCAACAGGUCUCCUCAGAGGCCGUCUCCGCCCUCCAGUGAGUGCGCGUCUCUAUCCCCCAACAUCAUAAAUGACUCUGGUAUGACCACUACGUCACCGUCCCCCAAACCCAGCCUCGGCAGUGACGCCCCCCCUCUGUUGAAACCUGAAGGUGUUCUCCUGCCCCCCAGCUACUCCACCCGGCCCGGGGAGAACACCACCACCACCACCACAGUCACUCAAGUGGUACUUUCAACUACUGUUACAUCCACCACGUCGUCCAGCAGCGGCGUCCUGGCCACCGAGCCCAACAUGAGCCCCAACUCCAACCCCGUGUCCCAUCCCGUCCUCCCCAUGCUCUCAGACCAGUUCAAGGCCAAGUUUCCUUUCGGAGGCCUCCUAGACUCUAUGCAAACCUCAGAAACGUCAAAGCUGCAGCAGCUCGUUGAAAAUAUUGACAAGAAGAUGACCGACCCCAACCAGUGCGUCAUCUGCCACCGUGUUCUGAGCUGCCAGAGUGCCCUCAAGAUGCACUACCGGAUCCACACCGGUGAGAGGCCUUUCAAAUGCAAGAUCUGUGGGCGCGCGUUCACCACCAAGGGGAACCUGAAGACCCACUUCGGCGUCCAUAGGUCCAAACCCCCGCUUCGGGUCCAACACUCCUGCCCUAUAUGUCAGAAAAAGUUCACCAAUGCCGUUGUGUUGCAGCAGCACAUCCGGAUGCACAUGGGGGGGCAGAUCCCCAACACCCCCGUCCCCGAGAGCAUCCAGGAGAUGGACACCGACCUCUCCUUCGACGAGAAGAGCUUAGACGCCAUGAGUAACUAUGACGACGACCUCCUGGAUGAAAUGGAGCAGGCUAUAGAUGAUGAACCCGACUUAAAGGAAGGCGAAGUGGACCCGUCUAAACCGUAUUCACCUGGAAGUUCCCCCCCCACCUCCAUCAUUUCUAGCAUCGCUGCUAUGGAGAACCAGAUGAAGAUGAUCGACUCCACCGCCGGCGUGACCCGCCUGUCUACCCACAAGCCACUGCAGAACGGCGGCUUCGGAGUUGACGCCGACUGCUUCACCACCGACUCCCUGUCUGUGGUGGGAGACGCCGAAGGUCAGAGUCUGGGGAGUCCGGCGCUGUCCGACUCCUCCGGUUCCAUGCAGCAUCUGUCUCCGACCCACAGCCCUUCAGAGAGUCAGCCGUCCAAGUCCCCCGUCCUCCUCAACAACAACAACAACGGCGGCGCCAUGACAGCGGAGGACGGACAGGACAACGCCGCCAGUUUGGCAACGGUGAAAUCCGAAAAGUCCGAGACGCCGUCGCCGCUGUCGGCGACUGAAGGCACCGGCGCCCUGGACCUGACGGCGGCUCAGCCUGGGAGGCACUUUAUCAAGGAGGAGAGUCACUUCAACAUGCUGUUUCUGAACAGAGAUAGAGGUCUGAAUAAUCCCAGUCUGUCCAGUUCUGCCUCCAACAUGAUCAAACUGGAGUUGAACGGACACACCAAGCCGGCGUCUCUGAGUGAAAACUCCCAUCUGCCCGUGGGCAUCCAGGUCCCCGCCGCCACCCCCCAGACCACCAUGAGCCCCAGCAUCAACCCCAUGUUGGCGCCCCCGCCCCCCCGACGCACCCCCAAGCAGCACAACUGCCACUCGUGUGGGAAGAACUUCUCGUCGGCCAGCGCUCUGCAGAUCCACGAGCGAACCCACACCGGGGAGAAACCCUUCGCCUGCUCCAUCUGUGGGCGGGCCUUCACCACCAAAGGAAACCUCAAGGUUCACAUGGGAACACACAUGUGGAACAACGCUCCGGCCAGACGGGGUCGCCGUCUGUCCGUGGAGAAUCCCAUGGCGCUGUUGGGCGGCGACGCCAUGAAGUUCAGCGAGAUGUUCCAGAAGGAUCUAGCGGCGCGGGCCAUGAACGUGGACCCGGGCUUCUGGAACCAGUACGCCGCCGCCAUCACCAACGGCCUCGCCAUGAAGAACAACGAGAUCUCGGUGAUCCAGAACGGAGGCAUCACGCAGCUGCCCGUCAGCCUGGGCGGCGCCGGCAUCACCUCGCUGGGCGCCAUGCCGGCAGGAAUGGACCGGGUUCACACCGGCGGCAGCCCCCCCAUGACGGGGAUGGAGAAGGCGGGGCUGGAGGUGGGCGGAGCCAGGCCCUUCUCCAGGUUUAUGGAGGAAAACAAAGAGAUCGGGAUCAAUUAAAGACGCUGUUGUGCGUUAUUCCAAGCUCGGUGUUCGGCAAAGACUCGAAGUCCGACGAGGACUGAACUCACACGUACGAUAUUAUGUACAGAUUAAAUAUUUUUGUUUGGUUUUGGAGAUUAUAGUAUUUAGUAUUGAUUAGAGGUCUUUGCCUUCCACCCGUCCCCCCCGUCACGUGAUAUUUCACAUAUACGAAGAAUACUUUGUCUCUUGUUUGAGAAUAUGUCGUCUUGCAAGAUUUGCAUGGUACUUAUUGGUUUUUAUCAGUAUGUUUGACUGCGUUGAAUUCCUUUCCAAACCAGGAUCCUGCCUCAUUUAUGAUGGACAAGCGUCUACUGGACAGAAAAAGACCCAAAAGACGUCCUCGCCUUCGUCGCGAACGCUUUUUUCUGUCCAACGGAGUCGAGGACAGACCGAAGGACAGACCGAACUUUAAGUGUUUCUGUGCUCGCCUGAUAUUUUUUUUUUUUUUUUUUUUUUUUAAGAACUAGAAAACUUGAAAAAAAUGAUGUUUGAACUAUUUUAAUCUUUACAUUUAGUCUCCCAGCAUUGUCUUAUGAUAUUGUCCUGUGUCUUUAGUAUUUAUGAUAACGACAAAAAAGCGGGUAAACAAAAAUAUAUUUAAUGGCCCAAGCAUUUUAUUGAUCCGUUUUUUUCUAAACUGCAGGCUUCAUCGACGAAUAUCUCUUUCAAUGAAGACAAAACGUCCUUUGAGUUGAACAAAAAGAGAAAAACAGUAGGUUUUAUUUGGAUAUCUGUGUACGUGGUUCCGUGGUAAAGAGGCUGCAGAUAUCCGAAGCUGCUAUGAUCACAACCCUGCUUUUAACCUUUGUAAAAAGAAAAAAGAAGUGAUCCUUUUGAAGAAAUAUCUAUGUAUAGAAAUACAGACAAAUCUAAAACAGGUAUGCAUAUUUUGUAUCACAUAAAAUAGACAUCAGAGUUGAGAGUAUUUGUCAUGUUUGUGAAUGCACUUUUUAAAAACAAGACGUUUUGUCUGUGAGUUACCGUUAACCUUUUGACUGAGCUCUAUCUAUCACGUGCUGUUUUCAUCGUUUUCCGGCGUUCCACUCCUUCGAUUUGCAGAGUCGGUUCUGUUCCUGCAUCUGUGAGUGCAAACUCAUCACUCAAUCAAACCUUCUUAAAUAAAAAAAGAGAACAGA